Messenger RNA from Bolinopsis microptera, 4740 nucleotides. Its product is annotated as AP-2 complex subunit alpha-like. The record is from RefSeq and is a predicted model, not a curated record. The transcript is spliced from 26 exons. Gene Ontology annotation, cellular component: AP-2 adaptor complex; membrane coat. NCBI's taxonomy places the organism in Eukaryota, Metazoa, Ctenophora, Tentaculata, Lobata, Bolinopsidae. Gene Ontology annotation, molecular function: clathrin-cargo adaptor activity. The coding region runs from base 8 to 3010 and encodes 1000 amino acids. Gene Ontology annotation, biological process: intracellular protein transport; clathrin-dependent endocytosis.
CAGAACCAUGCCUCGGACAGGGGACUCCAUGCGUGGUUUGGCUGUCUUUAUUGCAGAUAUAAGAAACUGCAAAUCUAGGGAGCAAGAGAAAAAGAGAAUUAAUAAAGAAUUGGCUAAUAUACGCUCUAAAUUUAAAGGGGAUAAACAAUUAGAUGGGUAUCAGAAAAAGAAAUACGUUUGUAAACUGUUAUUUAUAUUUUUAUUGGGGAAUGAUGUGGAUUUUGGACACAUGGAAGCAGUAGAUCUGUUAGCCUCCAACAAGUACACCGAGAAGCAGAUAGGCUAUUUAUUCAUAUCAGUCAUGAUGCAUCAUUCAAACGAUCUCUACAAACUUGUAAUCCAAGCAAUUAAGAAUGAUCUGUCAAGCAAGGACCCAGUUCACAUUUGCCUUGCUCUCACUUGCAUCGCUAACAUUGGAACACCCGAAAUGGCAGAGGAAAUCGGAGAUGAAGUCCCCAAAAUCUUAACGUCCCCGAUCCCCGAACUUUAUCCACCUCCUGCCAGUGACACGUUACACGGGGUGAAGAAGUGCGCCGCGCUGUGCCUGCUGCGCCUCUUUGAACUAAAGAGUGACAAGUUUACCCACACAGAGCUGAGUAGCAGACUUAUUGCCCUGCUUUCUGAUCAACAUUUGGGCGUAGUGACGUCAGCCUGCAGUCUAAUACAAGCCCUAGUGACAUUUACUCCUGGGGAUUACAAGGGAUGCGUUUCUCUGGCAGUUUCACGGCUUUCCAGGAUAGUAUCCAGUACGGAUCUGAAAGAUUACAUGUAUUAUUUCAUUGCAGCCCCGUGGCUCAGUGUAAAAUUACUCCGACUACUACAAUCUUACAGCCAGCCUGAGGAUGGUGCCGUUUACGAGCGAUUAAAGGAGUCACUAGAAACGAUUCUCAACCGUGCAACUGAUCCCCCGAAAAGCAAGAAAAUCCAGCACACUAACGCGAAAAACGCUGUUUUAUUCGAGGCUAUCAGCCUUAUAAUUCAUUACGACAGCGAUGCAGCGCUCAUGGUCAGAUCUUGUAAUCUAUUAGGAGGCUUCCUCAACUCUAAAGAAACCAAUCUCAGAUAUCUGGCGCUGGAAAGUUUAACUAAGUUGGCUGUGUCUGAUUUUAGUAGGAAAGCUGUUAUGAAACAUCAGGAGACCGUUGUGCAAGCUUUGAAGAAUGAGAGGGACCUGUCGGUGCGGCAGCGCGCGGUAGACCUGCUUUACGCAAUGUGUGACAGGGAACAAGCAGAGGAGAUUGUUGGAGAGCUGCUGGCUUAUCUGGAGAAAGCAGAUUAUUCCAUCAGAGAGGAACUGGUUUUAAAGAUAGCGAUUUUGGCGGAAAAGUUCGCCCAGGACUACAAGUGGUACGUUGACGUUGUCUUAAACUUGAUAAGGAUAGCGGGAGAUUACAUUGCUGACGAGGUGUGGUACCGUGUGACGCAGAUUGUGAUCAACAGAGACGAUAUUCAAGCCUACGCUGCUAAGACGGUAUUCGAGGCACUGCAAGCACCAACGUGUCAUGAAAACAUGGUCAAAGUUGGGGCGUACAUUUUGGGAGAAUUUGGAAAUCUGAUAGCUGGAGAUGAGAGAUCAGGGCCGAUAGUACAGUUCAAGCUUCUACACUCGAUGUUCCAUCUUUGCAGUAAUCAGACAAAGUAUAUCCUUCUCUCAACUUACAUCAAACUCAUUAACCUGUUCCCCGAAAUUAAGGGAGAUAUCGAAGAGGUUCUUGGCAACGAUAAUCAGCUGAGGAACUCGGAUGCCGAGAUCCAACAAAGGGCAAUGGAGUACACGAAACUGAGUCAGAUUGCCUCUUCUGAUCUCCUGGCGACUGUCCUAGAAGAAAUGCCUCAGUUCACAGAACGGGAGAGUAGCCUCCUCGCUAAACUCAAGAGGAAGAGCAACACCAUGGUAAAAGAGCGGGAAGUCCCGGAAGGAGACAACACUUCUACUCAGAACGGGAUAACCCUGUCUGCUGUGGAGGAGCCCUGUACAAUACCCACUCCGGACGUUAACCUUGUUGAACUGAGCGUUGAAUUGUCGUCGGGCGCAGCUGAUAACGGAGGCGCUAGUCUCCUCGAUCUAGAUUCACCCGGGCCCAACGUUGUGGAACCUUCUCUGGAAAGUGGAACCCCUGAAGACAGCCCUGUGCUCAACAACCACACGACACUCCCUCUAGCUCAACCAGCACCGGUCACUGCCCCUGCUGCUGAGCCAUCACUGCUGGACAUGUUCGGUGGGGCACCACCCGCUCAGGAUCCCACUAAAGUUCAGGUGGUAACUGGGUUGAUAGAAUGUAACGAAGCAUCUCAACCGAACUUCAACGCGUUCAUCUGCUCUCGGAACAACGGGAUUCUUUUUGAGAACGAUAUAAUUCAGAUCGGAGUAAAAUCAGAGUUCACUGGAGUCCUGGGUAAGCUGCAGGUGUUCUACGGUAACAAGUCUCCCCUUCCUCUACAAGGGUUUACUACUACUCUUUACAUCUCUGCGGCGGAUGAACCCUGCCUGCGACUUGAAGGACAAAGAGUAGCACAACUCAUUGCUGCAGGAGCUCAGAUCCCACAAACUAUAAAAGCUACUGCUGUGUCAGCCUUCGCUGAGUGUCCUCUCAUUCAGAUAUCAUUCUCGGCUGCGGGAAGUGCACAAAACAUGGUUCUAAGAUUACCCCUCCUCGUUAACAAAUUCUUCCGGGGAACCAGCAUGGCAGCUGCUGACUUCUUCGUACGCUGGAAAAACCUCAGCUUACCCGCUCAAGAAUGCCAAAAAGUGUUCAAAGCAAGUAAACCCAUGGAUAACGACCUGGUCAAAGGCAAGGUAAACGGGUUUGGUUUCCAAGUGCUGGACGGUGUUGAUCCCAAACCUGAUAAUCUAGUGGGAGCAGGAAUAGUUAUGUGCGAAGGAUCGCAGAUCGGGUGUCUACUCCGACUGGAGCCCAGUAAAGCUGCUCUGAUGUAUAGAAUGACAGUUCGGUCGUCAAGGGAAGGAGUACCAGAACUUCUUGUUAAUCUCCUAGCUCAAGACUUAUGAGAGUGUCACGUGCUUAGAAAUGAAAUGAUGUCAUAGCAUGACGUCAUAGCAACCUAGUGACGUCAUAGCAGCCUAGUGACGUCAUCAGAUCAGGAUAGAAAUGCCCUUUUGUAGAUGGGACACUCUUCAUUGUCGAUCCCAUUGAUUCUGUGCGUCGUUUGAAUAAGUAAAAUCGACGUGUUCGUUAAUUCGUGAUUCUAUAAUGAUUAUGUUACGAGAAAAAAUGAUUGUGUUGUAUAUUUUAGGGCAUGAACACUCCUUGCUAUAUCGACUUGUUCUUCAGAAUACACAUUUUGAUGUUCUUGAAAAAUUGAUAUUUUUUUCCGAAUGAGAGCGCUUAAUUUUAGAGCUUUUAAUCGAAAAUAAGUUUUAGCUUCGUGAUAGCCUGAGAAGUAUAAUAAUAAUGUUUUAGUAAAGUUAACAGGUUUAAUUUUACCUAAUUCUUUAAUGUUUUGUUUAGUUUGUUGCGCGUGGUUUUGUAUUGAUUUUUUUAUUUCUCACGCAUGACUCCUGCGGAGGUCACACGGCAAUUUGUUCAUAGUCAAACUAUUGGUAACCACUUUGUAACCACUUAGUAACCAUUUAGUAACCAUUUAGUAACCAUUUGGUUGCUACUUUGUUACCCAAACUGUGCCAUUUUACUAUUGAGUUUACCUAGUAUUAGAAACUUUUCUGUGGUAUGUCAAAUUCUAAUUUUAUUAGCCAACCAUUCACACGGCUUCUUGACUGAAACCUGGCAUUAUAAUUAAGCCAAUCAGGUGCUUCCAAACUGUCAUCUUAUUACUUAAUAAGCCAAUCAGAAGUUUUUUAUCAAUCAUGUGAUUAGAGGUAUGUCACUAAUAAGCUGUUGAUGUUAUUGAGACUAAGAGAAAAAAUUCUUUUCAGCCUGCAUGAAGUUGUCCAUUUAUCUACUCCUAAAAAUUUCCGAAUGUUUAAUUUUAACUUAAAGCUGAUUAUCCGCAGAAAAAGUACCUAGGUUGUAUCAUUACUAAUUGUAUAAUAGCGGGACAACGUAGAACGGUAGAUGUUGUUAAUGAAGGAGAUGCCUACUUGUUUUUUUAACAGUAAUUACAUCUAGUUAGUUACUUCUAAAAACUUAUAUUUAUGGAUAAAGCCCUCAUGAAAAUAUUUCCUUGUGUUUGAAUCAUGAUAAGUAUCUGAUACAUAAAGUUGAGUGGCUUGUUAUCAUUAACGACACCUAUCGUGUGUAGGGCAGAUUGGUUAACGUUAUGUUUAGUUAGAUCAAUUGUCUUCUGUUACAUGGCCUGGUGCAUUUAUUAAAUGUGUUAAAUAUGACCGAACAUAGCUGUAGAAUGUAGAUACUGUAAUCUACGUAGAUGCGAAUAUUUUCUUUUUUUCAAAUAUAUAUGGGACAUUCCUGGGAAUGGCCUGAUUAUGUGAAGCUGGUUGGGCAGCUAAUGGCUGUUCAAAACAUUGUUAAUAAUGCUAGUAGCAAGCAUCGUUCAUUUCACGUGAUUUUAGAUUUACCGAUUGAAAUUUAAGAAAUUUCUUAAACUCUGAUUGUUUCUCAAACUGAAGAUGGUCUAUUUACUAAUUUCGUCUCUAAGGCUAAUUUUUUGUUUUUAAGUGAAUUCUAGAAUUGAGAUGUUCUACAUUGUUCUGGAGUAUUCUGGAAUAUUUAUGUAGUUAUGUUUUGACUGGGUAUAAUUGGUCACUUCUUGAGUCAGAGUUAUUACUAUAUAGAUAAUUAUAUUCUUUCACUUACAAUA